UAGCCUGUAGCAUUCGCAAUCAGUCCGUCGAGUUUACUGGUCACGAACGAUUUUUGAGUCGGAUUCCUCCCGAGAGAGCGCACAGUUCUUUAUCAGCUAUCAGUUAUUAGUCGUCUUAUAGUUACAUUAAAGUGUAAUUCAUUUAAAUCAAUCAAGAAGUCAAUCAAAGCAAGUGCAAAAUGGCAUUGUCCAAGAUCGAUACGAUCGAUACGGAAAUGGAGCAAGUGAAUCAGGAGAAAUACUUGCGUCAGGCUACCCAGUAUUAUUGUGCGUUGGAGAAACCCCUAAAGUAUGGACCAGUUAUCGAAACGCUGCCAGAUUUAAUCAGCGCACUGCAUCGGGAAUUUGAGUCGAACUACGUUAACAUCGAGAUGGUCAAUCACAUUAUGUUGUCCUAUAAAUCGAAUCCCAAGGAGUGGCGCAAGUAUGCCAAAUUCGAUCGUUACACAUACACAAGGAAUCUGGUUGAUGCCGGAAAUGGCAAGUUCAAUCUACUGAUCCUCUGCUGGGGUGAAGGUCACAGCUCGUCUGUGCACGAUCAUGCGGACUCGCAUUGCUUCAUGAAGAUGCUCAAGGGAGACUUGCGGGAGAAACGUUAUCGUUAUCCCAACCGUCCCGGGGCCAUUGAGCGAGAGCAGCCUCAGGAUCAUCAUGCCGAGAUCGAUGAUAAUGAGCUCGUUGAGAUCGGUGAAACACCCAUUCCCCUCAAUGACGUGGCCUACAUAAAUGAUAACUUGGGUCUGCAUCGCGUGGAGAAUCCCAGUCAUUCAGAUACUUCGGUCUCCUUGCAUCUGUAUUGUCCUCCUUUCGACACGUGCAGCGUGUUCCAGGAUAACUGCAAGAAGACCACGGCUAAGGUGACAUUCUGGAGUAAAUACGGCGUGAGGACCAAGUUGGAUGAACAAUAAACAAAUCUACAGCGCACUCCACUAAUUGUUAUCUAAUGUUUAAGGUUCUUGCUAUUAUUAGAUGUUUAGAAACUCAAUAGAGAAACGGGUUUCCUCUAUUUACAUAUGUAUACUAUAGAUAAGAUUAGCUAUACCAAAAAAAAAAUUAAGAUU
Drosophila sulfurigaster albostrigata is the source of this 1061-nucleotide messenger RNA. Its product is annotated as cysteine dioxygenase type 1. Lineage: Eukaryota; Metazoa; Arthropoda; Insecta; Diptera; Drosophilidae. Gene Ontology annotation, biological process: L-cysteine catabolic process. The record is from RefSeq and is a predicted model, not a curated record. The coding region runs from base 180 to 908 and encodes 242 amino acids. The transcript is spliced from 3 exons. Gene Ontology annotation, molecular function: ferrous iron binding; cysteine dioxygenase activity.